Pomacea canaliculata is the source of this 9633-nucleotide messenger RNA. RefSeq names its product hemicentin-1-like. The coding region runs from base 1613 to 2593 and encodes 326 amino acids. Lineage: Eukaryota; Metazoa; Mollusca; Gastropoda; Architaenioglossa; Ampullariidae. The transcript has 9 exons. Gene Ontology annotation, biological process: synapse organization. Gene Ontology annotation, cellular component: neuron projection membrane. The record is from RefSeq and is a predicted model, not a curated record.
CGUGGAUCACGUCUGCCGCCGCGAGCCAUGAGAGCGAUCCGUUGCACGACAGCCGCACGGAGUCGGCGCGAGCUGCUGCAAUAGCCGCUGACGCGAGUGGUCCAUGCGUUACAGCGCUGCGCGUGAUAACCGCCGGCACUCAAAGGCGAGUACGAGCGCCGGGCAAAUCGGUGCGUGCGUGUGGUGCAGCGUAGCGUACCCCGCUAAUCCAUUCCGUGCCGAGCAGGCGGGUGCGUGUGACGUGAAUGCGUGCGUGCGUGCGUGUUGAGGGUGCGUACGGGUGUGCGCGCGCACUGCGCCACGCGGGGUGUCUCUCUCUUUCUGUGUGAGGCUACCGACGUUGAUGGUGGUGUAGCGCUAUUACUACGAGUACUACGACUACUGCUGCUGCUGUUGUUCUUGAAGGAAGUUGUCAGCGCUGUGGUGGUGGUGCUCCGAGCGUAGUAUCUGAUCACGUGUCUACUUUCAAACUCGCACCGUGAAAGUCGGGGGGUGGUGGUUGAGAGGGGAAAGGAUCGUCUACCUUGACUGUCGGUUUGACCCCCCUGCAGGGUUUCUGAGCGGAUACUAACCUGUGCAUACGGGGUGUGUGUGUGUUACCUGUGCGUGCUCAUGUGUAGGUGAGUGUGCGACACCUGCCGACUGGCCAGGUCACCCAGGACAGGUGUGUAGGUGUGGCCGGACAUCGAGGGUACUUCACGGAGCAAGGAUUUCGUCUACAGAAGGUAGUCAGGUGUAAUUCAACAGCACCUGCUCCUUGGCACUGCGCAUUCGCGCUGCUUUGAAAAGGGAUAAUCAUCUCUUGGCUCCCUGCCAGUCAAAGGGGCAUAGGGCACACGGCAUAUCGGAGGGGGCACAGGGCACGUCAGCGAGGGUACGGUCUACAUCCAAGCGACGCUCGUUCCAGAGGUGGAGGGAGGAGGAAGGAAGAUCUUGGGGGAGGGACCGUCGAUGGAAGGGGGCGUCACUCCCUCGUCUCCCCUCCACUGACACGAGAGGAUUGCGAGAGAAAGAGAGAACGUCAGCAGUUAUGUUCGCUUGGCUGCCUACUUUGUCAGCAGCUGGAAGAGCGGUGUCUUUGGGUGAUUAGUUCACCAGGAGUCCUCCGAUCAGCAAGCAAACGACUGUCGACUCACGAGAAAAGCGGGAGGAAAAGACGGAGAAGAAAACAAAAAAUAAAAGGAUAAAAUGCCAGUGCUGCCGUGCGGUCCUCCAGUGCACUCGGAUUCUGUGGGAACUGAUCGUCGCUAUGCACUGAUGUCAGACGGGAUGUAGAACAACCUUUGGAAGGUUCUUACCACCGUUAGGCGGCGCUGCAUGUCUGUAAAGGUGGUGGAUCGCCACAUCUUCCUCUGGACGACCUGUUUCGCCAUUCUUUCAUCACACACGAGGACUGCCCCUGCCAACAACGGAGGCCAUGUGAUUCAGGACCUCCUACCCUCGUGCUUUGACACCUUCGGGAUUAUUUAAGUUUGUUGUUGGGUCAGAUUGGUGGAGGUGAAGUUUUCGGGCCGCGGAAACAUCGUCACGUGAUGACAACAUCCGGGUUGUGGCCGUGCGGCGACGAGAAUGUGAUCUGUGAGAAAAGGGAGAGCACUGCCACUUUGUCAGCAUGAGUACUGUGCACGUGGGCUCGCCAGCGCACGGAGUAUGUGUCAGCGCCUCAUUGCUGGGAUUACUCUUGUGGAUCAUCCUGUCCUCAGUGUCAGCUGCCAGACCACUCCGCUACACGCUGCCCACGUUCUUGGACACACCCACCAACAUCACCGCCUACCGCGGGACCGACGUCCUCCUGCCCUGCGCGGUCCACAACCUGGGUCCCAAAUCGGUCAGUGAAGUGGUGUGGAAGAAGUUCAACCAGGUCCACCCCAUCACCAUCGGCGAGUACGUGUACGACCCGGACUCCAGCUACGCCGUGGACCGGCCAGAAAAACACGAAAGUGCGGAAUGGAACCUGCGCAUCAACGACGUGCAGGCCAAGCACGCGGGCACGUACGAGUGUCAGAUCACCACCAAGGAGGACUUCACGCGCAACGUCACGCUCACGGUCAUAGAUUCUAAGCCACCGUUCAAUCCAGACUACACGUAUGAUGGAAGCAAGCAAUACCCAGAGGACACAGGCAUCAGGCUGGAUGGCAGUCAGUUCGUUGAGAAGGGCAUGGCCAUCGUCCUAAACUGCACGGCCACGGCCAUAGAUUACCGCCCCAAGGGCGUGGACUGGUUCAAAGACGGCAACAAGUUAAAGUCUGAUUCUCACACGUUGAUCACAGAAUACCAGUCGAGCGAGAAUAACAUCUUGCACAGCACCCUCGAAAUUCUGCGCAGCAAUAUGACGGACGCUGGCAUGUAUGUAUGCCGCAGUUCCAAAUUCCACGUGGCCAGCCGAAAAGUCAUUGUUCUCAACACGGAGUCGUCAAAUAAGCGUAGAGAGUCGGAAGCGGUGAGUGAGACGAUGGAAGAGAAGGUGGCCCCUAAUCUCUAUGGCAGUGCGAGUAGCCACAGAGGCAUGGCCGCCACAUCAGUUCUGUUGUUCUACGCUCUUCUCUGCUGGCCCCUCCUGCGAGCAACCGUGGCCCACUUGUCAGGACAGUGACACGGCAGAUACCCGGGGUAUCUUGGUAGUGAUACGUCCUCUAAGACUGCACUUGGCUUGAUUUCCCUCCCCCCACACACGUGACGUCAGAGGGUUCCCUCCCGUUCAGCACUCGUUUAAGGGGCCAGCAACUUCAGACCUCUUGAGAAGAUUCUGUUGGUGUUUAUGUAGCGUAUUUAUGUAUGGAAACAGCAAGUCCGUGUUCAUUCGCUACAGUAUCGCUUCCUGUGUGACGUCACUGCAAAAACUUUAGCCCUUGGACCCUUCCUUACACAAAGUUGUGGGAUGGACGACUUUCUUAAGGCUAACGACUCUCCGGAAGAACACCCACGGCGCCAGGAUCUGGCAACCCUCGUUCUUGGUCCACAACACAGAAGUGCGACUUCAGGAGUUAGCCAAAGUCCAUCUAAUCCGUACCAAAGAUGCCGUGUUGAAGACGCAGCCAGAAUGCGCUCUAGAUGAGCCAAAUCGGGAAAGUUUAUCUUCAAAAUUACACAUUUUCUAUGGUCAUGAAGUUUGCCCCAAACGGGAAUUUUAUUAACUGUUAAACAGAUUCAUCUCUGCGCAGGCAAAGUCCAAGGGUUGUGAAUGUCUCAGCAGCUUGUUCUUGGGCAUCUGAGUAUAAAAUUAAUUCUGAUUUAUCUUUUCCCUUCCCUAAGCUAAAGAAGGGGAAAAGUGUGAUCUUUGAUCUUCAGUCAGCUCCACCUGGACCACAGAGCGCUUGCUGAAGGUGAACCUAACCUCACAAACAGUGCAAAGAUCAGGGACCUGAGUGACUCUCAUGUCAGGAAGGACAGAUUCUUACCGAUGAACGGUAUCUGAGGUUUUCACAUUUUACUUGUCCAGGAAAGUAAAAAUGAAGUUAGAACUGAAUGUUUUUAAAAAGAAACGUAAACUGGACCCCGCUUUUUUUUUAAUUCUUUUGUCUACAAUGGGUGACGCGCAUGCGCUUUCUGGAUAUUUCCGGUGUCUGAGAGCUCAGGAAAGGUCUGACAACUCACAAAAUAAUAAGAGAGAAAGAGAGAGAGAGCGAGCACUUCUGUUGUGUCUUAUAUUUUUUAUUCAGGGAGAUAUGAAUGUCUGCAGGACGGCACAAUUCUAAGACAAAGGAAAGAUUCGGCUUACUAUCGGCAGGCUACAGAAGGAAGAAACUGUGUAUAUAUUUUUGAAGUGGCUAAGAUGGAACACGAUUUCACCGUGAUUUCUUUGUCUUUCAUGCGUCUUUCUAUUGAAAUCAGAGGUAGGGCCUUACAGAUGAAACAGCUCCAAAACGAAACUCAUAUUUUUCGUACUGGUCCCUUUUUUUUAUGCUGAACAUAAUUUGCAAUAAUAUUUAUUAAUUUAGUAUGUUUUCGGUUUAUCGACUCAUUGAUGCAGCAGAAAAUGCUUAAUCUAUUUAAAAAAUCAACUGGACUAGAAAGUACUUUGCAAUGUAGUUUGCAAGUCUCUUUUUAAAGUUGCUUUAAAUAUUUGGGGCAUGUGCCACUUUAAAACAGUUCUUUGAUACAAAUAUAUUUAGUCUAAAGAAAUAGAAACAUCUUAAUAUUCUCGACAAAUGCUUAAGGAAGUAAUUAUACUGAGCGAAGACUUAAGAACUGUCAAGUAGUUAAUUAAAAUGCCUUUCGUAGUGUUUGCAAGUUUUGGUCUCAAGUCACUACAGAAACACUUGAGACCAGCCUGAUGAAUAGCGAUUGUUAAUCUAGGAAAGUUUCGAGAAAACCCUAGGGUAAUUAAGACCAGCGCUCCGCUUCGACUCCACGAAGUCCCAGCUUUCAUUAAAAUAAAUUAAUUGCAACCACAGUGAGUGUUCCACAGUACUUCUGUUUAGAAUUUACACUCGUCUGGGAUCUUUAAACAUAACAUCGCAAAUACGUCCAGAAUCGAGGUCCAGCAGACUACUCCUUGUUUCCUUUGGGAAAACAGAAAAUUUACGAGUUAGGGAAUAAGGGACAGAAGUUGUAAAACAUUGGACUGCGAUAUCCAGCAGUUAUGCUCCCAACUUUGUAAGUGAAACUUUAAAAUUCUUUUCUCUCUUAUUAUUUUUGCACAUUGUUCAGCACAACUUUCAGGAUCCCUCGUCUCCCCGAGGAGUGUCGCGGCUGUUCCUACCAGAUAUUUAAACUAUUAUCAUGCCUUCAGGGAAGUAGGAAAAUGGUUCCGAACUUUCCAUCGCUGAGAAAGUCGUUAUUUAUUGCUGUCGUAUAAAGAUUAAGGAAAAUCCUGGAUGAUGCCACAUUCAAUGAUUGUAAGUGGAUUGUCUAAUCUUACGUCUAUUGCUCAGUCCCUCCGUUUGUUUGUUUGUUUGUUUGUUUGUUUGUUUGUUUGUUUGUUGGUUGGUUGGUUGGUUUGUUUGUUUUCGUGUGUUUUUGUAUGUGCGCAUGGAUGAGUUCCAACAGUAAUAAGUCUUGCUCCUAAUUUACAUAGGUAAAUGCAGAUUACGAUGGUGCCAUUUUCCAAGAGUACAUCCUUACAUUUCUUUUCUAAUUAAUCAUAAAUUACAUAAAGGGAUUUAAUACAAUGCCCGGUUCCCUAAUGUUACCUACUCCUUCUUUUGAAUUAAACCGCUUGAGAAGGCUGAACUUUUCGAAGAGCUUUUUAGGCAUCUAUUCUAUAAUAUUCAUUGCAAUUCUUUUGAACAGAACAACACCCAUACAGUGUGUUCCGGCUGCCUGUUAGUUUUGAUGUAUUCUCUUGCCUACAGCUCUAUCGUCUCCUGAGAAAUGUCCCCACCAGAUGAAAUGCUAGCUUACAUUCAUGGCUAACUUAUUUGUUAACAUUAUUAUAGUUUUGAAUGUUUUGUCGUCUUCUUAAGAGCUGGAAUCAAAUGUGGGAUUUUACAGCCAUAUUUGUUUUGCCAGUAGUGACCAUCGUGACAUAGGGUCACGUGAUGUUCCGGUGGCGAUGGUAAAAUGUCUUGUUUCAAGACCCAGACAGCUUGAGGUUCAGACAUCAAGACAGACGACAAGAGAAAACUGUGAGACAUUCCGAUGAUUAACAAUCUGCUUGGGGUUUAGGAAGUUAAGGCGGGAAAGAAAAGUAAAAUUUAAAUUUUUCUGAACAUAUUGUAUUUUCUGGCCGACAUUUCAUACAGUUUAUAUAAAAACAAAACUGGUCGAAAACAAAUUUUAAAAAUAUGAAAUAUGGUCAGCGCCCUACUUAAAUACCCUAAGUUGAAGUUCUUUGUGUUUGGACUCUGUUUGGUUCUGUAACUUUGCUUUUGUAAAAAUAAACUACCUGAGAGAUUUUUAACCUACCUCAGCACCGCUUCGCUUGGCAAGUUAAAGAUCCGUGUUUCGGGGGAUUUUUGUUUUUGUUUUUUUUUUUAUUUAUUUUGUUUUUUUUUUUUUGCUUGUUUCAUUUUUUUUUUAAGAUUACUGAGAGCGUCACUUGAUGGGCACACAAUGAGCCGGGAAAUGUUUAUUGUUUUCUUAAACUCCUUUAUAGAAAGACUUUUUCUUUAAAGAUCCACUACACAGCUCAGACUUGGUCCUGAGACCUGUAAACCCCUACUUGCUACUGGAAGCCCUGACACACUAUUCUCCUCGUUUACCUCCCGUAGCUGUGGACUAGAGGACAAAGUUCUGGGCCCAGUCCACCAGCAAAGUCCUCACAACACAGAGAGACUCAACAGUAGAAGUCAGACGACCUAAAAGUCUGCCUUGCUUUCUGUUCAAAGCAUCCUCAAUAGGGUCUUCUCAGGGGCACAGCUAUGUCAGGCAACCUUUGGGGCAGCUACGUAUAUCCGGUCUACACCUAAGCCCCUGCUGCCUCCUUCGUUAGUUAUAAGGCCACGUUUAAAUGUUUGGAAAAUUCGUUGAUUUAAGUUGUGAACAUACUGAUCCUGAUUUUAUUUUCACUUCACCUAUUUUCUGUUUUAAAUAAUUCAUGUUUAAACAUGUUAGUGCAUAGCCUUUAAUAUAACUUAUAUAACUAGUAUCAUCGAGCACCCUAAGGUUUAGUUCGGGGAUGUUUUAUUAAUUUUAUUUAUUUAUAAAAUUCAAAGCAUAAAAUGUUUAAGUUAUUUGGUUGUUAAGAGCUGGUCACCUGGUUAAUUCCAAUCGUUUCCAUGUAAGUCUGUUGUAAGCUAGAUCACAUUCAAAAAGAAAACAGUUCAAUAAGAUUAAACAAUUCUUCUUAACAGUUCUUCAGUUUGAACCUUUGGAUAGCAGGCCAUAGCUGUAAUGUAUAUUCAGUACAACAUGUUAGAGAUGUUAUUCAUUCCGCGUGUUGUAAGGUAUUUCCGUUGUAGCAAAUUGUUUGUGGUUGAUAAGUCCUUGUCUACACAAAGUAAAAAGUGAGAUGUCGUGACUGAAUUCAUAGGAAUGCCAUGCCUGACUUAAUCCACACUUGCGAAAUUAAUUUAGGAGGAAAUGCUCUUAUUAUAAAGGUGUCACAUCUCUGAGCAAUAAGAAAAAUCCUAGUUGUCUGUGUGCACAUCUUCUAAGUGGAUUCUUAGUAUUGAGAAUAUUUUGCAUGGUAGAGUUUAGUAGUACGGUGCACGGCAUUUCAAGGUAGCUACUUCCUUGCAACAAACCUGAUGAGGAAAAUACGAGUUUCAGAUUUCCACCAUCCCGGUCAGCCAUUCAUUUACAGCAAAACUGUUGUUUUCUAACUUAUAACAUGAAAUAGUGAUUAUUACUUUCUUCUUCAUCAACUGAAGGGAUUUAUUUAUUUAUGUUCGUUUAUUUUUUUAAAGCAUUGCAUUCUCGUAUUCCGAUAUUCCUGAUCCAUUAAAAAUUUGACUUGAUGGUUGGGCAGGUUGGAGUUAGGUACGCCUCGUGUCAUCCUGACGACCUCUGACCUCAAAGUCCUCAGACGACGGUUACAAUGGGGUCGAAAUUUAGUCUCUCUCUCUCUAAUCUUAGUAUACUGAACUUGAACUAAGUGCAAUACUUUCAUGUUUUGAAGCUUUUUUUUUUAGAUAAUGUUUGGAGACCUAAGAUAUUAUUUUGCUUACAUUUUGCGGUGUGGCGAAGGGCUGCAUGUUGUUGUAUUUCAAGAUGACAAUUAUUCUCUCAUGUUUCGUUCACGCCACCUGUGCCUCAGCGGGAGAGGAUGUGUGUUGUAUACUCGGGAUAUACAAUCACGUGACCUAGCAUAAUUUAUGUUCGUGGCUUCAGUCCUGUCGUGCUGGAAACAAAUCGUCUUCAAGAUUGUGGACAUUUAUGUACGGAAGACAAACGGUUAUUAUCUUUACAAAGAAACAAUCUGAUUGAAAAGUGAAUUUGUUUGAAGUGAACUGAAGUCUAAAAGUGCUACGGAGGUUUGAAAAAAAGCUCUUCUUUCAUCUCUAAACUGGACUCUCUCACACCUUGCCGCAGGCUUUGGGUGACAGUGUUGGCGAUCGAGUGAAAGGCCAAGAAACAAAUGUUCCAGUAAUGAAAAUGUUCGAAAUGUCAAACGAAUGACAGCAGAAGGAUUUUCUCCCAAGACACUGUUUGUAAAAGGCAAACUUUGUUGCAGCAGCAAGGCAGGAAAGAGAUCCUAGGAGAAAUGUGUAUAAAUAGCUGAUACAUGAUUAGUUUUAUGUUCCUGCCUUUCACAUCGUCUUCUGUUGUGUGACCUCGAUACUUCUUAUCUAACCUUCAUCACAGUGAUAAUGCGAAUCAUCCAAAGCACAUAUUGACCCUCUAUUUCUUUAGCUGUUUCUUCCCCUCCUUGGUUUGUUUCGUUUGUAUUUUUGAUAACUGUGACAGAUGGUCAUUUGGUUUGCAUUAUCUAGACUCGUGAGUUUUGUGAAUUUCUGUUCAUACUUUCAGAACAGUGCCGUCCUUUCUUGCAGAUGGCAAACAUCAAUGCAGUUUUACACCAUUUCUCUUCUACUACCUCAGACGCAAUCAAGACAAUGUCUCUUGUAGGCAAUGUAUUUCAUAACACAAAGUACCAUCGCUCCUUAAAAGCAAGAAAAACUAUGGAUAAAGAAAGACACAGCAGGUAGACAUUAGAACAAGCAUGAGUGCUGCGGGCUUUAUCAUUAAGAGAAAGCAGAACUUAAAAAAAAAUCGACUCACCUUGAAAUUUCGCAAGGUAAACUACCACCUAACUCUUUUCUUGUUACGAUGACAUUAGUUAUCAGAUAAUGUCACGAAUCUUCCUUGUUGAGGAAUUGUUUUCGUAUAUAAUUCAACUUCAUUCCUGCAUAAAGCUGUAUUUAGUCAUUAUUUGUCAAGAUCGUUGUAUAUUUCUUGUCCCACCCACACAGGCAUUUCCUUCCUUCCAAUAUAUCAGUCUAGAUUUCGACACACAUUGAAUCCAUAUUUUACUACAACUCAGCCUUGGCUAGUCCAACUGGAAGUUUUGAUUUAGAGAUAUAAGGAUAGUAAAAUGAACUGACAGAAUUUAAAAAAAUUCUUAAUGGGCAGUAAAUACAUCUGCCUACACACGCCUGCUUUCUCUCUCCUGUAUAAAUAAAUUGUCAGACAUGUUUCAUAUUACAAAUAUGCAACAGCUCACCUGCUCUCCACUCAUUUUUUUGGUUACCCAAUACUAAUAGUCGUAAAAUACUGUAGACUAAAGUAAACAAAUGUAAUACAUUACCUCUCUCUAUCUCUCUCACACACACACAAACUAAUUUAGGCAGUUAGCGUCUACAGAAGAGGGUGGUUUAGCAAUUUGUGGAGGUUGUUAGAGAGAAAAAAGGCAGUCCGUCAGUUUCCAUUUUGUUUCAGUUUGUGACAUGCCAACUUAGCCUUCUUUUUCUUUAGAAUACUCACCCCAUACUUUUAUUUGUUACUUCAUCGUUCGACCUGACCUCCUUUCCUCCCCUAUCCCCAUUUCUGUCAAACUUGAAAAGCAGCUUGUGUUUAUUGUGCACUCGGUUUUUAUUUUAACGGUUUUGUAAUUUUGGUCUGUUGGCGACUAGAAGCUUCGUGGAGGGUUUGGCUGACAAAUUAUUAGAAAUCAGAAAUCCCAUCACAAAACAGAGUAAAUCACCUGCAGUUCACCGCAGGCGGUAUUUCAAUUGUACUUGUUUGUAAUACUGUGCACUUCUACUAAUAUGACAUACUGAUUUCAAUUAAAUAGCCUGUAAAUUCUGAGUU